AUGGUAAUGGCCGUCGUCUGAGAUGAAAACAGAAGUGUACAUAAUGGUUUAACUUUUAAUGAAGUAUAUAUAAUAUGUAAAAUUAUGCAUUUGGAACUAUUAUUCUAUUUUUAUAAUUUGUAAUAAAGUUUAUAACUUAUUAACUUUAAAAAAAGACGGCGUACCAAGUCAAUCAAUAUUCGAAACGGUAGCUUAUAACCGUUUCCAAGUAUGUGAAGUUAUUUAUCAACAGGUAUGAGUCAAUAUCGUCCUGAGGAUGCUGGAGGGAAUCCCGGCUCUGAAGUAAAAUCUCCAAGAGAAAUUCACCAAAAUAAUUCCCAAUUAGAUGUAACAGUCAAAACAGAGACUCAAGAUACAAUUGUUCAUGUAACUCAUUCUUUUUCUAACCAAAUUCGUUCAGAUUUUUCUGAAGAAUAUGUUUCUAAGAUUUCAGCAUCAGAUUAUCCAAGGCAAUCUAGAUUUUCGUCAUCAUCACAAAAUAUUACUCAACCAACAGGUCCUACACCUACCUUGAAUCAAUUACUUCAAGCAACUAGCAGUCCUGGUCAUCGUUUUCAUAACAAUUAUUCUUCAAUCGGGUCUGAAUCAUAUCAACAAUCUUGGCAACGAUCACCUGUUAUGUCACCGAUUUACUCUCAAUCCACUCAAAGGCCAACACAAAUGUUAACUUCAUACGGUAUAACCUCAGGCCACAAUUCGAAUUUAUAUCCAGAACAACGUAACUGGAACCAGGUUUCUAAUACUUCCAUUUCAACAUUAACAAAUCAAAUGAAUACUUCAAAUCAAUCUCCGCAACGUGCUUUGUCCCAAUCGCCUGCUCCACCAACUGCUUCGUCACCACAACCUCAAUCUUCUGCACCACAGAGUUUUCAUGGCUUACAGCAACGAUCAACUACUCCAAAUACUCAAGGACUUGAUUCUGGGGAACUGUCUGGUCAAAAUAGUAAUGAUAGUUCAAAUGGACCAGCUGGUCCUGCUACUCCUACUUCACAAGGGAUGAGGCCAACUCCAUCUCCUACAGGUUCUACAGGCUCCCGCUCUAUGUCACCAGCAGUCGGGCAACAAAGUAUACAAAUACCUCCACGGCCAUCUAGUAAUCAAUCAGAUAAUAGUAAUCCUACACGCCUUAGUUUGUCACCUCUUACAAAUCAAGGUUAUGAAACAACUUCAGGUUCUUCGGUGCAAGCACACCCUUACAAGAUAAAUACUAGUGGACAAAGUACAACACAAGGAAGUUCUCCACAGAGCAAUACCAAUUCUACGUCCGGUGGACCAGUUUAUGCUAAUACUUCUAACCCGGGUAACAGUUACGGAUCUCAAGGAAAUUAUCCUAAUUUACGUCCUCAUUUACAAUUUCCACCAAUGGUAAAUAAUCAGUAUCAGUCUGGAAGAUCAAAUAUUUCGCCUCAGUAUUCCACAUAUCCUCAUAAAAUGAAUUUUAAUAGUGUAUCAACAGGACUUACACAAAAUUUGGUCUCACCGCAGGUGUACAGUACAGCUGGAAAUAUGGGACCACCUGCAAUGGGACCUCCGCCAAUAUCUCAAAGUCACAUUAAUCAACUUAUGCAUUCGAAUACAACUUCAUUAUCAGAAAAUCCCCCUAUGCCUCCACCAAAUUCAUCCUCUUCCAGUCCAAACUUAUAUGUAGAAUCAGCACUGAAUAUAGAAUCACAAAAUGAUAUGGGUAAUACAACUACUACCUUAGCAACUGUAUCGGCAACUUCUAAUAGUACAUCUGUCACAUCUGUUAUUACUACCGGUCCCGAUGGAACAUCUUUAGAUGAAGGUUCACAACAGUCGACACUUUCUAAUGCUUCAGCUGCUUCUGGUGAAGAUUCUGCAUUCACAUCUAAAGUUCGAAAAGAUUUAAUGAGCUACCAUAGUCAUCCUGCAACUCCUUCGAGUACCAUUCCAUCUCCAGGUACAGGUAGUAUUAAUUCUAUCCAUGAAGAUUAUUCUGAGAUAAACAGUCCAGGAUGGCCGCGAACACCAGUCAGUCCUGUUUAUAACAGUCAAUUAUCUCAUGAUCCAUACAGAUCUAAGAAAUCUGAUAGUUUAUCAAAACUUUAUGAAAUGGAUGAUUCAAUUGAAAGAAGAUCUUGGCUUGAUAAACUUGUUAAUUUUAUGGAAGAUAGAAGGACUCCAAUCACAAGUUGUCCUACCAUUUCUAAAAAUCCUUUAGAUUUAUUCAGAUUAUAUCUUUACGUCAAGGAAAGAGGGGGCUUCAUGGAGGUAUGCAAGGUAACUAAAAACAAAACAUGGAAAGAUAUAGCUGGCCUUCUAGGUAUUGGUGCAAGUAGUAGUGCAGCAUACACCUUAAGAAAACAUUAUACCAAGCAUUUACUUGCAUACGAGUGCCAUUUUGACCGCGGGGGUGUUGAUCCACAACCAAUAAUAAAUCAAGUGGAAGCCGGUUCAAAAAAAAAAGGAACCAAAGGAACAGCAUCUGUGCCUUCUCCUGGUUCUUCAAAUUCUCAAGAUUCAUUUCCACCAGGCACUUCUAAUAAUGCAUCUAUUGAAAGCUAUGGUAAUUAUCAAAAUUCAUAUUCGAGUAAUACUGGUAAUGGAUCAAAUGGAGAAUUCAGUUCCACGUCCAUACGCCCAUCAAAUCAAAAUAAUACAGCAUCUCAUCAAGUUGGAGCCCAGCAAGGUAAUUACCAGAGUUCCGCUCCAUUUCAAAGUUAUGCUCAAGAUCAAUAUAUUCGUCAAGGUAGCACGGCUACACAGUCCAAUGAAUUUCCGUCAUACAAUAGUCGUGCUCAUUAUUCUUCAUAUACUAGUGAUAACGAUAGAAAUUAUCCAGGAAAUAAUUUAGCUUCUACAAAUUCUGGUAACCAAGAACUAUAUAAUAGAUAUAGCGGAAAUCAACAGGGAAGUUCAUAUUCUAAUGUAACAUCACCUGGAUCGCGAAAUUAUCCUGCUGUAUCACAAGGACAUUCAGUAAAUAUACAACAGUCGGUUACGACUCAGCAAACUUCUCAAUCUCAGUCUAAUUCUGUUCCGACUUACACUUGUACUCAGGAUUUUUAUAGACAAGACCAGAGUCCUUAUGGAUCAACAUUGGGGAAUCAACUGUAUCCUGGAGCGAAUAAUAAAAGUAUGCCACCACCUCCACCAUCAUCACAGCAACCACGCCGACAUCCUGACUUUGCAAAAGAUCAACAGUAUUCACCUUAUAAUCAACAAAGGCCUAGUUAUGCAGGUUGGUCUUCAGGAAGCAGUCAAUAUAGCACUGGUAACAAUAUUCGACUGCAGUAUUCAAAUCAACAAUCGCAAUCACCUCAACAGCAGCAUUCACAAACUCAGGGAAUUAUCAACACAUCUGUAUCAUCAGUGACUGCUGUUACUAGUUGCCAGCAGUGGAAUAAUCAGCCAUCUAGAUCAUCGCCGCAGGGCAUUAUUAACCCUAUAGUACAUAACUCGCCUUCAUGGGAUCAUCGAUGUAAUCAAUCUUCGAGUUCUGUAUAUCCUUCAACAGGGUCCCAACAGAACCAGCAUGGCAUAAGUUCUUCUAUCAAUCAGCAGUCAAUAACAAAACGGGAAAUGACUUUUCCAGUGGAGAGUAUAGAAGCAGUUUCUCCAUUAUUAUAUAAGCGGAGAAAGAUAUCCCGUACUGAUGUAGCUCCUGUAGAAGCAUGGAGAAUUAUGAUGGCACUAAGAUCCGGUCUAUUAGCAGAAAGUUGUUGGGCUUUGGAUGUAUUAAAUAUUCUUUUGUUUGAUGAUACCUCAAUUCAUUAUUUUGGAUUAACUCAUUUACCAGGAUUAUUAGAUAUUUUAUUAGAACAUUUUUCUCGUUCACUAUCUGAUAUGUUUGAUUCUACAUUAAUCGAAAAAAAUCGAUUUUAUGAGCGGCAAAUAAGUAAUUUAAAAAUUGAUCUUGGAGCAGUUACUAAUUCAAUCAGGCCAGAAGAUUGCAUUAAACUGAUUUCUUGCUCUAAUUAUACUUUAUUAACCAGAAAAGGAAGAUCAGUAAAAUUUGUCCCUCGAGAUGAUGACAUAUUUAUACUGGACGAUCAGCGGGCUUGGGAUAUUGAAUAUACUGAAUCAGAUGUAGAACCUUGGCAGAUUGACAGUAAAACUAUAAACUAUAUAGUUACUUGUUUCGAAACUGAAGUAAGAAAUAUUUCAUUCUCAAACUAUUCAAAUGAAGAAACUAAUAUUAUACAAAAAAAAUUAUCUAAAGAACAAAAAGAUGAUUUUGGAAAGAACGAAAUGGACAUAAACAAACAUAUUGAAGCAUGCAACAAUAAUUCUCACGACGUAGUUACAUUUGGCUUUACGUCUGUUGAUGAUAAGCAUAAAUGCAUUGAACCCAGACAACUAUUAGAUAAAAAAAAGAAAUCGAAAACCUUAAGUGAUGUAUUAUUAAGAAUUAAAAAGGUACCAAUUGAAAUGAGUGAGAUUACAAAAGAACUUUUUGAGAAAAAACAUGAUAAUACUAAAAAAGAUAUUAUUAUAAUGUCUCCAAAUUCCAUUUAUACUGAUCAAUCAAAUAAAAGUCCAUCGUCUUACAACAAUGGAAUAUUUUCUUCUAGUCCUCAAAUUGAUACAGGAUCUACCAAAUCGUUCAUGUACAAUCAAACAGAAAAUAAAAAAGUUAUUAUUCCAGCUCAAUCUGAGGAUCAGACUAUAAAGUCACAAACUUUUAGAAAUAACUUAUUUUCAAAAAUAAGUAAAGACUAUAUUGUUACAGAAGAUGAAAUCAAAUUAAAGAUAAAAGACCCAUCUGGAACUUUGAAAAGAAGAAAUAUAAGUGAUUAUGAAGAUGAAAGCUAUUCACGCGAUGAAGCCAGUUUAUAUCUCAUUACUGAAACGCAAGAUAAUUUAGCUCGUCGAUGCGUAUGUCUUUCAACAAUUUUGAGAAAUUUGACAUUUAUUCCUGGAAAUGAAACUGAAUUCGCAAAAAAUAUUACAUUUCUUAGUUUAUUAGGAAAACUUCUUUUACUUUAUCAUGAUCAUCCAGUGCGUACACAAAAAACGCGUAACUAUGAUCGUGAGGAAGACGCAGAUUUUGUAGAUUCGUGCAGCAGUUUACAAGGUGAAACUGAAUGGUGGUGGGAUUUUCUGUAUCAUAUACGGGAAAAUGUUUUGGUUAUGGCAGCAAAUAUUGCUGGUCACAUUGAUUUAAGCCAAUAUUCAGAGGAAAUAUCCCGACCAGUCUUAGAUGGACUUCUUCACUGGGCUGUUUGUCCUGCUGCUCAUGGUCAAGAUCCCUUUCCCACUGUUAAUGUGAAUUCAUCUCUUUCACCUCAGAGAUUGGCUCUAGAAGCUCUUUGUAAACUUUGUGUCACAGAGAGUAACGUGGAUCUUGUGGUUGCAACGCCACCUUUUUCAAGACUUCAAAAACUGUGUUCGGUAUUAUCACGGCUGCUUUGUCGAAGUGAAGAACAAGUACUCAGAGAAUUUGGUGUAAAUUUAUUACACUUUCUUUCAGCAGCGGACAGUGGAGUAGCCCGUACUAUUGCUUUACAAACUCCCUGCAUAGCUUUAUUAGUUGCUUUUAUCGAACAAGCAGAAAAUAAUGCUUUAACUGUAGCAAAUCAACAUGGAAUAGCAGCUUUACGAGAAAAUCCUGAGUCUAUGGGCACAAGUUUAGACAUGUUAAGACGCGCUGCUGGAACAUUAUUGCAUCUUUCAAGACACCCAGAUAAUAAAGCAUUAUUACUUCAACAUGAAUCUCGCCUUUUGGCACUUGUUAUGAGUCAAAUUUUAGAUCAACAAGUUGCAGCUAUUGUAGCUAGAGUACUUUUUCAAUGUUCUCGUGCAACAACUUAAUUAUUUACUUCUCAAUUAUAUAAAAAUUAUUAGAUGAUUAGGCUUGGAACUUUAUUAAUUCCAUUAUACUGGCACAAUGAGUAUUACCUAUUUGUAAUUUUGCAAUGGCCAAGAGUUAAAAAAUGGCAUACAAUGUUAUUAUCGAAGCAAAUGUACAAUAUUGCUUAUCCACUAUAGGACUACUUGCUAUAUGUGCGUUAUAUACAUAAGUUAUGAAUAAAAAUAACUUUCUUGAUCAUUUCAUAUUAAUAACUUAUCAUGAACAUAAUAUGAGUUAUAGAAAACUUAUUGCUCUUGGCAAUAUUUAUGUAUAAUUAUUGUAUUUAUAAAAUUCAUAAUAAGAUAAAAUACGUCAAAUGGAUACUCCAAUUUUAAGCUCAAGCAAUUUUUAUAAAUGAAUGCGUCAAUCGA
Phymastichus coffea is the source of this 6186-nucleotide messenger RNA. It is a transcript of the gene osa, whose product is annotated as trithorax group protein osa. NCBI's taxonomy places the organism in Eukaryota, Metazoa, Arthropoda, Insecta, Hymenoptera, Eulophidae. Gene Ontology annotation, biological process: positive regulation of DNA-templated transcription; regulation of transcription by RNA polymerase II; chromatin remodeling. Gene Ontology annotation, molecular function: DNA binding; nucleosome binding. The record is from RefSeq and is a predicted model, not a curated record. The coding region runs from base 235 to 5775 and encodes 1846 amino acids. The transcript has 18 exons. Gene Ontology annotation, cellular component: nucleoplasm; SWI/SNF complex; nBAF complex.